AUGACCCCUGCAAUACCUCACACAAGUCUUUUGGACCUCCCUACUGAAAUCCAGCUUAUGAUCUAUGAAUAUGUACUGUGUCCUCCUGGAGGAAUGCAGAUUACCUGCAAGGGUUAUUAUUCUAACAACAAGGAAGUUUUGUUCCAUUCUGAUAAUGAGGAAUUUUUGUUUCAUUCCGAUGAUGAGGAAGCUUCAUUUCAUUCCGAUGAUGAGGAAGUUUCAUUUCAUUCUGAUGACGGACCUUCCAUCAGAUACCAGUUAAAAAGAACAGAAAUAAAAAGAAGGGAAUUCAGUAUUAUAACCAAGAUAACGCCUGCUCUGGCCCAAGUCUGCCACUCUAUCUAUGCACUUGCUCAGGAGUGUUUGUACAAGAAGAAUCCAUUUAUUCUGAGCAUGGACAGCUUGAGUGCACUGGAAUUCCUUAAGCAUCUUGGACCAGAUUCUUACAACAUGAUCAGAACCAUCGGCUUUACCAACAAGAUACUCACCUUGGGGUACAAUGAUUGGAAUUUUUCCAGUGUCACUGAUCUUGCUGCUCUUCUACCCAGUUUCAAGAACCUAAGGGAGAUAUUACUUCCAAUGCCUAAUGAUUACUAUGCAAAGUAUUUAGGAGGGGCUUGUGACAUGUGGUUCUGGGGAUGGAGGCUUCCACGGAAGCUCAGUAUAGCGUUCCGCCGUGGGUACUUUCAAAGGCUUCGGCUUAUACAUCCCAAGAUAUAUGUCCAUAAAAUCGGGCCGUAUCUUUACUGGAAUAUAAUUCAUGGGUUGCAGCGUGCAAUAUUGGGUUCAAAUGCAGACAGGCGCAUCAAAAAAAUGGGCGUGGAGUUCUUUUCAGCGUUUGGGGGAGGUGGAGGGUUUGGAACGUUCAAAGCUCGCAGGCGACUUCAUGGAACCGAGAACUUGGAGUUGCUAAAUGAGAAACUGGCAGAGGUCUGGAAUAAAUUGGGGUUUGUGAUUGAGAUUGAUGAGUCCCGGCCGUUCAAGGAGGGAACAGAGCUUGUUAUUCGACGUGUACAGCAGUAG
Monascus purpureus is the source of this 1023-nucleotide messenger RNA. Lineage: Eukaryota; Fungi; Ascomycota; Eurotiomycetes; Eurotiales; Aspergillaceae. The record is from the annotation of a GenBank genome assembly.